Messenger RNA from Harmonia axyridis, 729 nucleotides. RefSeq lists its product as uncharacterized. The transcript has a single exon. The record is from RefSeq and is a predicted model, not a curated record. NCBI's taxonomy places the organism in Eukaryota, Metazoa, Arthropoda, Insecta, Coleoptera, Coccinellidae. The coding region runs from base 1 to 729 and encodes 242 amino acids.
AUGAAGAGAUACAACGAGAGAACAAAAAGAUAUCACAACAACCAGCUCUUCUAUAAGAAUCAAAAGCAAUUCUUUAGGAGCUUGGAAGACGACACAAGAGUUGAAGGCGAACCUCCAAAGACAGAGGACAUGUACAAUUACUGGCAUGCCAUAUGGGGUAAAGACAAGAAACAUGACGAUAGGGCAAGCUGGAUAAAGGAAGCUGAAUCCGAAAGUUGGAAAUAUGGUAUGGAGGACAUAAAAAUAUCUAGAACCGAUGUGCAAUGCGUGAUCAAAAGAACGAACAACUGGGCUGCGCCGGGACCGGACAAAAUUCAGAACUACUGGUGGAAACACUUUACGAGCACCCAUCAAGCUCUGGCUAACCUUUUUCAGAAGUCGCUGCUAGAACCAACCGUUAUCCCAAAAUCCUUGACACUGGGCACCACCUUGAUGAUACCGAAGGGAAAUAUAACAUCAGACCCCAAAAACUUCCGCCCUAUAACAUGCCUGCCAACAAUAUACAAAAUACUCACGGGCACCCUGACUAUGCACAUCUGGAAGCAUGUGAGAGAACACCAUAUUUUGGCCCGAGAACAAAACGGUUGCUGCAAGGAUGCGAAGGGGUGCAAGGAACUGCUGCUUAUUGACCAGAUCAUUACCGGACAGGCGAAGAGCAAGCUCCGCAAUAUAUCAAUCGCUUGGAUUGAUUACAAGAAGGCCUUUGAUUCGGUGCCACAUUCUUGGUAA